AUGACAGUUGUAGUACGAGCCGUAGUUGUAAUUACAUGUAAUGUUGGUUUACCAUGCCAGUUGUUAACUUCGCACAUAAUGCAGCUACUGCAAAAAAAGAUGUUUCGAGGCAGACCAACUUCUGUUUCCGUGUCUGAAACAAGUAACCGACUGGCUGUCGGUGGGGACACGCCAGAUGACAAGGUGGCCCACUCAUCUGGUGACUCCGAUGAUCAGACGCUAGUCAAACCAAAAAAUGAGAACAAUCGCCUUCUGUAUACCAGAAAGCAAUACAAGAAACUUACACUAAAACUGAUCUCAUUAAGUGAGGAAUACCACAAAAAAAUGUACGAAUUGAAUGUAAUGCGUGGUAUGAUAAAACGUUUACUUGCCAACAAUCGCUUUCAGCAAAGAAGGUUACGCCUGUCUUCACAACUUGAAAACGUUCAACUGAAAAGAGAAACAUGUACUACCAGGAAACAGAAAAGUAAAGAUCACCUCGAAGACGCGGAGUUUGAGAUAAAAGUUUGGAGACUACGAGAAGAAAAUGAAAGACUUUGGAAGAAAGUAGAGCACCUUGAACAAACUAAACGUGAGACUCCUGAUAACGCUGCAGCUAUAGACGACAUGAUGCUGAAUUUUGCCCAAUUACUUGGCGUACACGCAUGUGAACGCAGUGAUGCAAUCUCUUUCAGUAAAAUGAUGAUGGACAAAUUUAUCGACGACAAUACAUGGACGGACGAUGACGUCAUACUGUGGAAGGGGUACACAUACAAAAGAGAUGACACCAUACUCACGCCAUAG
Saccoglossus kowalevskii is the source of this 783-nucleotide messenger RNA. RefSeq lists its product as uncharacterized. Lineage: Eukaryota; Metazoa; Hemichordata; Enteropneusta; Harrimaniidae. The record is from RefSeq and is a predicted model, not a curated record.